AGACACACUAUAGUGCAUCGCAGUUAGCGCAUCGAGCUGCGAACAAAUAAUUUACUUAUUGACCCCAACUCAACGGUUCAAGUCAGAGUACAUAAAAUAGGUUCAAGUUUACGAGGGCUCCUCCCUUAUUGGUCAAAAUGUGACGCUGUCAAGAUGACAUCGUUAUUGAUUAAUUUUGUCCGAGUGCCAUAAGGUCCUUGUGGGACUAUAAGUUUAUGUUUUUAUAAUAAACAGAUAUCAAGUGCGUGUUGUAUAAAAACAAAGAAAAAGAAAAUGGGUAUUGAAUUUCGAGAUUUAGAUAAGAAGUCAAUAGACGAUAGUGAUACUGAUUUCAGUGAUGAAAGUGGGGAAAUGGGUGUCCUUGAUACGGAUACUGACGAUUAUGAAGAAGGUGAGCCAUCAAAUAUGGAAGAAGCAGAAAACGAAACAAUCAGAUCUAAUAGUGAGUUAGAUCAAAGUGAUGAUGAGGAGGAUGAAGUGGUUAAAGCUAUCAAGGUAGAGAAAUCUAAACCAAGGGAUCAUCCUCCCGCAAUAACCUGCGAAGAUUUUAUUGUUGAUAUGUCUUUUAGUCCAUCUCACAAUUUAAUUGCUUUAGCAAACAUAAUGGGUGAUGUAUUACUAUAUGAAUAUAAUAAUGAUGAAAACAAAUUGUUAAACACUUUGGAGUUACAUGUUAAGGCUUGUAGAGAUAUAGAAUUCAAUGAAGCAGGUGAUAUAAUUUUUACAGCUGGAAAAGACAAAGCAAUUAUUGCUACUGAUGUAGAAACUGGAAAAUUAAAGCGCUGUUAUGAAAAUGCGCAUGAAGAACCAGUUUACAAGUUGUUAUGUUUAGAAAACAACAAAUUUGUAACAGGUGAUGAUGGAGGAACUGUUAAACUGUGGGAUCUCAGGAAACCGGAUCCAUUUUUAAGCAUAAAAAUUGGUGAUGAACAUGUUUCCGACAUGAUAACAAAUGAAUCUGAAAAAUAUUUAGUUUGCGCAGGUGGCGACGGAGUUCUAACAUCCAUAGAUUUAAAAGGCAGUAAAAUAUACACAACCUCGGAAGACUAUGAUUCAGAGUUAACAUGUAUGGGACUUUUCCGCUCGGACACCAAAUUAUUGGUAGGAUCAUCAAAAGGAAAACUCUACCUAUUUAAUUGGAUGGAGUUUGGUCUGCACAGUGAUGAGUAUGUGGGUGAGAAACAUUCACUACAAUGCAUGGUUCCAGUUACACAAAAUAUUGUUGUGACAUCUGGGGAAGAUGGAAUUUUAAGAGCAGCACAUAUGUUUCCUCAAAGACAAUUGGGAAUAGUGGGCCAACACAGCUUGCCUGUUGAAUGUCUGGAUAUCAGUCAUGAUGGACAGUACAUAGCAUCAUGUUCUCACAAUAAUGAUGUAAAAUUUUGGAAUAUAUCCUACUUUGAAACAAUUGACUCGCUUAUUGAUGUAAAUCAUAAACAAAAUAAGAGAAAGGAUAUGAGCAACAAUCUACCUUCAAGUAGCGUAAAAAAUGCCUCCGACUUUUUUUCGGGUCUUGUGUAAAUUUUUUUGUAAAAAUAAAGUGCAUGUAGCUGUUAUUAUGCCGGGUUUAUAUAUUAACUGUUAAUUACAAGAAAACAACUUAUUACAUACUUAGAUUUCUAGAAAACUUAGAAUUAAAAAUGUAACAUUUAUUUCGCAUUGCAACAAAACUGUUUUUUAAUGCGAGAGAAAUAACGAGAGAUGAUUUAUGGCAGUAGGGAAUAAGUAGAC
Papilio xuthus (Asian swallowtail) is the source of this 1731-nucleotide messenger RNA. Its product is annotated as WD repeat-containing protein 55 homolog. NCBI's taxonomy places the organism in Eukaryota, Metazoa, Arthropoda, Insecta, Lepidoptera, Papilionidae. Bases 274 to 1521 code for a protein of 415 amino acids. The transcript is spliced from 5 exons. The record is from RefSeq and is a predicted model, not a curated record. Gene Ontology annotation, molecular function: protein binding.